Molecule: messenger RNA, 5592 nt
Organism: Labeo rohita (rohu)
Lineage: Eukaryota; Metazoa; Chordata; Actinopteri; Cypriniformes; Cyprinidae
Gene: hs6st3b
Product: heparan sulfate 6-O-sulfotransferase 3b
Exons: 2
Coding region: 487-1746 (419 amino acids)
Cellular component (GO): membrane
Molecular function (GO): heparan sulfate 6-sulfotransferase activity
Source: RefSeq, a predicted model, not a curated record
CAGGUGCAGAUGAAAUUGCGUGCUACGAAAGAGCUCGGGCUAUACCGGCGCUCGCGUCUCAUUGACAUCAUUCGCAUCAUCCCGCUGUUGCGCGUCGCGGGAUGGAUGGAGAACACAGUCUCAUCGCGAGUGCACGGAGAUUCAGCAGAAUAAAACAGACCAGCGCGGCACUUCAAACCGUUCCAUCUGCACACGAACAGACGUUACUAUUUCGAAGACUUGCACUUUAUAUCACCACGAUGUUCGGUUCUUGAACAGCAUUUGGUUAUGCGUUCAUUUUGUCUGGUGUCUGACACUUUCUUUACAACUUUGUGAGAGAGCAAGUUUGAUGUGAAGACUUGGAUGUCACACUUUUGCGCAUCUUUUUACCAUAUCAACAUGUGGCAUGGGUUUUUUGGGUUGGAUCCCAUACGAAGGUCCUGGAAGAAGACCUGGAGAGGAGAUAAUGAUUCACACUAACUGCAUGAAGAAUUUCCUUGUGUUAAAAUGAAUGAUAAACCCAAUAAAUGGAUUUUCAUCCCAAUUUUAGCCAUUCUUUUUGUCAUGAUUGGGUACCAGUAUAUUUGUCCGGCAGGCGGUCAGGCUUGCCAUUUCAGGACAGGAGACAAAUUUGUUAGGAUCGGUCCCCCGUCAACUCCAGACCCGACCACCGAUGACCUGUACCGGGAGCAGGACCCGGAGGAAGACAGCCCACCUAAAUGCGCGUCCAAAUUCAACUUCACAGAGCGCGAUCUGACACGCGAUGUCGAUUUCAACAUCAAGGGAGAUGAUGUGAUUGUGUUUCUGCACAUUCAGAAGACAGGCGGGACCACGUUUGGCAGGCACCUGGUCAGGAAUAUUCGCUUGGAGCAGCCGUGCGACUGCAAAGCGGGACAGAAGAAAUGCACAUGCCACCGGCCGGGUAAGCAGGAGUCCUGGCUCUUCUCGAGGUUCUCCACGGGCUGGAGUUGCGGUUUGCACGCAGACUGGACGGAACUGACCAACUGCGUGCCUGUGAUUAUGGACAAAAGGCAGUCUCCAAAGCGCAAGAGAAACUUUUACUACAUCACCAUGCUGCGAGACCCUGUGUCACGUUACCUGAGCGAAUGGAAGCACGUGCAGCGCGGUGCCACCUGGAAGACUUCCCUUCACAUGUGUGACGGCCGGUCACCCACCCAGGAUGAGCUGCCCACCUGCUAUAACGGAGAUGACUGGUCGGGGGUCACGCUGCACGAGUUCAUGGACUGCUCUUCAAACCUGGCCAACAACCGGCAGGUGCGCAUGCUGGCCGAUCUCAGCCUGGUAGGCUGCUACAACCUCUCCACCAUGAACGAGAGCGAGCGCAACCCCAUUCUUUUGGCCAGUGCUAAGAAUAACCUCAAGAACAUGGCCUUCUACGGCCUGACGGAGUUCCAGCGCAAGACGCAGUACCUGUUCGAACGCACUUUCCGUCUGCGCUUCAUUUCCGCCUUCACGCAGAUCAACAGCACGCGAGCCGCCAACGUGGAGCUGCGUGAUGACAUGCGCAGACGCAUCGAGCAACUGAAUUUCCUGGAUAUGCAGUUGUACGAGUUCGCCAAGGAACUUUUCCUGCAGAGAUACCAGUUCAUUCGCCAGCGGGAGCGGCAGGAGGAGAGGUUGAAGAGGAGAGAAGAGAGACGCUGGCUCAGAGAGCGCAGAGUCAACCAGAGCAAACAGCCUAGUGUGGAAAACCAACCUCAGGUCACCACAACUGAGGACUAUGCCAGCCAAGUAGUCCGUUGGUGAUACCUCUUGGAAACAUGCACUAGGACACAGAAAACAUAAUGGCUCACUUGAGGAAGAGUGGGUCACAUUUUGGACUCUGACUUUCAGUUUAGCACUCUGAGUUUCUUUUGCCAUGGGACCUGUUGCACUGCAAAAAAUCAUUGCCUUGAGCUGUAUUUUUGACUUAUUUUCCAGGAAAAAUAUAUAAAAUAAAUGGCCUGAGGAGCAAAAGUGAAAUUUAUUUAGAAUUAUUUUCAAAAAAUAUCAUUUGAAUUACAUUCAUUUUUCUUACCCUACUUUAAUAAUUAUAAAUUGUAUAUAUUAAUAAUUAUAUAUAUUAAUAAGCAUAAAAUGUAAGAAAAAUAAAUAGUGAUUUUACUGCUUAAAUCAACACAUGCACCAAAUAAUGUGGGUGAUUUUUUUUCUUGCCUUAUUUUUGAGGAAAUAAAUAAAAUAAAUUAAAUUACCUGAGAAGCAAAAAUGUAAUUUAUCUAGACUUAUUUUCAAAAAAUAUAUUUUAAAUUACAUUUAUUUUUUUUACCUUAAUAGUUAUAAGCAUUAAAAUUGAAGAAAAAUAAAUAGUGGUUUUACUGCUUAAAUCAACACCCACACAAAUUAUGUGGGCUAAUUUUUCCAAGAAAAAAAAAUAUAUUUUUUUUCCCCUGGAGAAAAUAAGUUGCCUUAUUUUCCAGGAAAUAAAUCAAAUAAAUUAAAUUAUCCAAGAAGCAAAAACUACAUUAAUUUAGACUUAUUUUCAAAAAAUAUAUUUUGAAUUACAUUUGUUUUUCUUACCCUACUUUAAUAGAAGAAAAAAAUAGUGGUUUUACUGCUUUAAUCAGCACACACACAAAAAUUAAACUUGAGAAAUAAACUUAAAGGUGAGAAAAAUAAACUUGCAUUUGAAGAUACAAUACUGUUUGAAAGUUUUGGGUCUGUACUUUUUUUAAAAAAUGUUUUUCAAAGGCUGUGCUCAAUCAAUUCAGUAAAAACUACAGUAAAAGCAAUAAUGCUGUAAAAUAUUAUUGCACUUUAAAAUAACUGAUUUCUAUUUAAAAAUAUUCCUGUAACGGCAAUGCUAAAUUUCAACAGCCAUUACUCUAGUCUUGAUCCUUCAAAAUAAUAUGCUGAUUUGGUGCUUAAGAAACAUUUUCCAUUAUUAUUAUUAUUAUUAUUAUUAAUGUGGAAAACAGUUGUUCUGCUUAAUAUUUUUGUGUAAGUAAUAAUUAUUUUUCAGAAUUAUUUUAUUUCUGUGAAGUUCAAAAGAACAGCAUUUAUUUGAAAUCGACAAUGUCUUUCUUGUCACUUUUAAUUCAUAUUGGGUUCUUUGAAUAAAAGUAUUCAUUUCUUACUUACUGACCUGAAACUUUUAAACAGUGGUGAAUUUUCUCUGAGACGUGUUAAAGGGAUAGUUCACCAAAAAUGAAAAAUCUGUCAUUAAUUGAUGAACCACUGAUGUCACAUGGACUAUUUUAAUGAUGUCCUUACUACCUUUCUGGGCCUUGAACAUGGUUAUUGUUUUAAAGGUUUUAAUAUUUUUGCUGUAAAACAUAGCAAAAUACUGAUCAAGGAAAUGUUUUUUUGCAGUGUAUUUUUUUUUUCAAGAUUUCUGCCGAUUCCUUUGCGAUGAAAUCAAGGCUGCGAUGUAGAUAUAGACUGCAGUUGCUGAAAAAGGAGGAUCUGUGUUCAUUCGCCAAGCAACCUCUAACAUCCUUGUGAAGGAACAACAAACCCUACACCACAGAGUUAUAUAAAGGUACAACACUGGCAAUGUGAGGGGUGUACACUCAAGACGUGUUCUUGCAUUCAGAAACAGCCAGGCGGUGAAUGGAGUAAAACGCUGACAAGUUUUUAAUGCUCAGGCCUGUUGCCAGUACAGAUUCUCAGUAGACACUCUCUCAGAGCUCUCACUCUCUCACUUUUUAAAAAACGUAACGCAUUGAGGCAGUCUGUACUGUGAAUCUCUAGUCUCUGGUAGUUUUCUCAGUGAUAAGUUGUACAGUUCAGGGUUAGCAGAUGCCGCCACAACAAAAGCCUCAUCUGUGACACACAGUAGUAGAGGAGAAAUGCUACAGCUGAUUCUGUAAACACUAUAAGAUAUUUAAAAUGUUUUUUCUUCUUUGUUUUCAUUUUUGUCAAGUAUGAUUUAUUUGAGGAAAAAAUGAUAAAAUCAAGUGUUCUUCAUAUUUUACAAAUGCAAAUAAAAGUAUAAACAAAAAGCAGACAUCCUUCCAGUCCUCUAAGACAUAACUUCUUAGUAAUAAGUUAAAACACAAUGCUUAUGACUUGAAAGAUGAUGUAUAUAAGGAAUGCAAAAAAGUUAAAAAUAGCACAGUUGGAAUGUGAAAACACUUCAUGUUUGUACGCCCCCUGAAGGUGAAAGAAAAUUCACAUCACACAAAAAAAAAACAAAAAAAAAAACUGCACAGUUCAUUGUUAAAUUGCUCGACUCAUUAGUUCACAUUUGACCUGAAAUGGAGCAGUAUAAAGACUUAUUUGUACACAGGAUGAAUCCAAUAUGAACUCUGUUAUGCAGCAAGAAAACUUUAUUUAAGGAAGACUGAAUGAAUGGGUGAGUAUUUUGUUUUUUCCCCAGUGGUGUUUCACACAUUUCUGUAGUCCUCACUAAAACAUUUACUGAGACUUUUUCUAAAGCCAGAACUUCUAAGUAACAGGGAAUGAAAGGUUUGUGGUCUUUACAUCUCAAACCGUUGGCGUUUUAAAAGAAAACCUUUUUUUUUGGUCUGGCUUUGUGUGACCUUUUUAAAAACUAGAUCCACAGAUGGUAUGUGCAAAUGAAUAAAAGAUAUAAACACUUCUGAUACAGAUCACAUGCGGAGAAUAAUGGGUGAUUUUUCUGUCCCUUAAAGCAAAUAAACUAUUGCUCAUUGUGGUUAUGGAGAAUGUGGGAAUGUUACAUUUAAAGAUCAAAGUUUUGGAAUGCAGUACCAGAAAUGUAUCAUUUCAGACCAAAAAAGAUUACAGAAGUUUACUGUUUUGUUUUCUUUGUAUGUUGUUCCAUGUUUUAACUUGAAUCUGUGCUGCUAUUUGUGUUUGUUUGGUUUUUUUGUUUUUAUUUUAACUUGAGCCUUUGUUGUGUGAGUCCAGAAGACCUGAGGUAAUGUUUCAAUGCAAGUUCGUGUUUAUCUGUGUGUGUGUGUGUGUGUUCUGAAAUGAAUAACAAGUGUUGCAAUGUAUUUUAAUUGCUUUGUUCACUUAAGUGCAAUAUGAUAUUAAAAACAACCCCUUAUGGGAAAUACAGAUGUUAUUAAGUAUGUACAUUUUGCAGUUUUGUCUUGUUUGGUCAAUAUUGCUUUUAAUUUAGCCUUAAUAUUAUUAAUUUAUUUAUAUUCACAUAAACUACCAUAAUAAAUACCACACGGACACAUUGAGAAAAGUUGUUAGCUUAUUAGAUAAUUUUUCUUUCUUUCUUUCUUUCUUUCUAAAAUGAUGCUCAAAUGUAUCAUAUUUCUUUAAAACAAUAUUGACCCCAGGCUGAAGCGUUAAGCUUUUGUUAUAUUUCACAUAUGUUUAUAGUAGGUUUUAGUUUUGCUCAGAGGCCUGGCAUCAUGUUUUGUUUGAUAUUUUGUCUCUAAUGUAAUUGUAUUUUUACAGAAAGUGUGUCCAAAUACGUUUUGUGUCCACUGUGGGAAAAAUGGUGCCAUAGUCUCUCUUUUUGUGAUUCAACCACUAGAGGGCAGAGAAACUCCACCAAUGUUUUAAUGUUACCCAUUCUACAGGCUUAAGUGUGUGAACCCUUUACAAAUGUCUGAAUUGAUUAUUUAUAAAAUGUGUUCUGAUCUUAAUUCAACUCUGACUAAACUAAAAACACAAACAACUGCACUUUUCCCAUUUUUUUUGGACUAAUUU